AUGGCGAUUGAGACAGUUCUUCUCACGGGCGGCACCGGGAGCAUUGGUGCGUGGGUGCUCGAACAACUGCUGAGCCAGGGCCACAAAGUUAUUGCCGUGAUUCGAUCUCUGGCGAAAUUUAAGAAGCACUUUGACGAGAAGUACGCCACUUACCUCAUCAAUGGAUCGCUCGAGCUUGUCGAAGUGCCCGACUUGGCAGUACCUGGUGUCUUUGACGAGCCCGCAUCCAGGGCUGAUGCGGUCAUUCACGUUGCAACACCCCUGACGACCUCUGAUUUCGAGAAUACAAUGAUCAGAGCGACAUGGCUGAUUGAUGAAAACAUUCUUAACGCGGCCAAGCAAUCACCGAAAGUCAAGCGCGUUGUCAUAUCGGGCUCUGUCGUGUCGGUAGUAAAACUUCCAGAAGGGUUGUUCCAGGACGUGGUAGCGACCGAAGAGGAUUGGAAUCCCAUAACACACAAGGAGGGCUUGGUGGACUUACCUAACGCUUAUUCCUACUCCAAGACCAGCGCAGAGAAGCAGGCGUGGGCGUGGAUGAACAAAGAAAAGCCCAAAUUUGACCUGGUCGUUCUCCUGAUACCGUCUGUUAUCGGCAAGAGCAUCAAUCCUGGCUUCAAACCAAACAAAGCGUCACUUGGUGGCAUGUCCAAUGCGUACAGCUGUUUCAUCGACACCCCCCAGCUGAGUUAUGUAUUCAACCCUUGGAUGGACGUCCAAGAUGUGGCUGCCUUGCAUGUCCGGUCCGCAACGGACAUCAACAACGUCCCUGGUAACGAGCGAUACUUGAUAAAGGGCCCAGGUGUUCUAGACAUGAACGAGUUGGCAAACAAGAUAAGGGAGGAGUUUCCUGAGCUGCGAGGUCGGGUGCCAGCACCAACCAAACAAGGCGAGGGCAAUCUUGCACCUCUUACCACAUUCGACACCAGCAAGGCCCAACGGGUUUUUGGUACCGAGUCGCAAUUCCGCGACGGCUGGUCAUCGAUGAAGGACACUAUUGCAGAUAUUGCCCGGCUGGUGCCCAGCCCGCCCACAGCCUCAACGUAA
Molecule: messenger RNA, 1044 nt
Organism: Cladophialophora bantiana CBS 173.52
Lineage: Eukaryota; Fungi; Ascomycota; Eurotiomycetes; Chaetothyriales; Herpotrichiellaceae
Exons: 2
Coding region: 1-1044 (347 amino acids)
Molecular function (GO): oxidoreductase activity, acting on the CH-OH group of donors, NAD or NADP as acceptor
Source: RefSeq, a predicted model, not a curated record